CAGGAAGCCAGCCCCUGGGCGCGGUCUGCAGGGGGCAGGCGAUCGCGCGGAAGCGGGGGCAGGCCGAGGCCUGAGCGGGUGCCGGCUCGGCAGCUGCCCGCAGCCACAGGGAGUCCUCGCCGCGCGUUCGGCCGGUGCGCCCUCCUCCGCCCGCGGACUCCGCGCUGCGCGCCACCGCUUACAUGUGUGCCGCCCGGAUGCCGCCCCUGGCGCACAUCUUCCGAGGGACGUUCGUCCACUCCACCUGGACCUGCCCCAUGGAGGUGAUACGGGACCACCUCCUUGGUGUGAGCGACAGUGGCAAAAUAGUGUUUUUGGAAGAAGCAUCCCAACAAGAAAAGCUGGCCAAAGAAUGGUGCUUCAAGUUGUGUGAAAUAAGAGAACUGAGCCACCAUGAGUUCUUCAUGCCUGGGCUGGUCGACACACACAUCCAUGCCCCUCAGUACUCCUUUGCCGGGAGUAAUAUGGACCUCCCACUUUUGGAAUGGUUGACCAAGUACACAUUUCCUACAGAACACAAAUUCCAGAGCAUUGACUUUGCUGAAGAAGUAUAUACCAGAGUUGUUAGGAGAACACUAAAGAAUGGAACAACCACAGCUUGUUACUUUGGAACAAUUCACACUGACUCAUCACUGCUUCUUGCGGAAAUUACAGAAAAAUUUGGGCAGCGGGCAUUUGUGGGCAAAGUUUGCAUGGAUUUGAAUGAGACUGUUCCAGAAUACAAAGAAACCACGGAGGAAUCAAUCAAGGAAACAGAGAGAUUUGUGUCAGAAAUGCUCCAGAGGAAUUAUUCUCGAGUGCAGCCCAUAGUGACACCACGUUUUCCCCUUUCCUGCUCUGAGACUUUGUUGUGUGAACUCGGAAACCUCGCGAAGGCCUGUGAUUUGCACAUUCAGAGCCAUAUAAGUGAAACUCGUGAUGAAGUUAAAGCUGUGAAAAACUUAUACCCUGGUUAUAAAAACUACACAGAUGUAUAUGAUAAAAACAAUCUUCUGACAAAUAAGACAGUGAUGGCACAUGGCUGCUACCUUUCUGAAGAAGAACUGGAUGUAUUCAGGGAACGAGGAGCGUCCAUCUCGCAUUGUCCCAAUUCUAACUUAUCGCUCAGCAGCGGCCUGCUCAAUGUGCCAGAGGUCCUGAAACAUGGAGUGAAGAUAGGGCUGGGUACAGAUGUGGCUGGUGGUUAUUCAUCAUCCAUGCUUGAUGCAAUCAGAAGAGCAGUGAUGGUUUCCAAUAUCCUUUUAAUUAAUAAGAUAAAUGCAAAAAGCCUCACCCUCAAUGAAGUCUUCAGACUAGCUACUCUUGGAGGCAGCCAAGUCCUGGGGCUGGAUAGAGAGAUUGGAAAUUUUGAAGUGGGUAAGGAAUUUGAUGCCCUCCUGAUCAACCCCAAAGCAUCUGACUCUCCCAUUGACCUGUUUUAUGGAGAUUUUGUUGGUGAGAUUUCUGAGGCUGUUAUCCAGAAGUUCCUAUAUCUAGGAGAUGACCGAAAUAUUGAGGAGGUGUAUGUGGGCGGAAAGCAGGUGGUUCCCUUUUCGAGCUCAGUGUAAGGCCCUCGGUGUCUACAAGUCUUCCUUGGGUAACACAGUUCUGUACCUUCUCGUGCCCACGUGGAGUUAGGAGUCAAAAAACAGUACCUUGUUCUUGGGGGGACUAUCUCCCUCUGUGUCUAGUUACAGUAUUCACUUGACAAAUCUUUUGAAGGAAGUUGUGCUAAUUCUCAGCUCUGGUUGUGGGAGGAUUAAAAAUUUCUCCUUUUAGAACUGUUUACGGUUUACUUUAAAGCUCAAACAUAAAGGAAUGUUAUUACUGGUGGUGUUCUUAUUAUGGGAUUUAAAUAAAAUCUAUUUCACAUUUGGAAAUGUGGAGAAAAAAGAAUAUUCCUAUAAGGUUAGUUUCAGCUAGUAGAUGUGAAAAUUGGAAAACAGAAAAUGAACCAGUGAGUAUAUUUUUACAAGGGAGGAAAAGUUAAGACUAUGAAAAACAUUGGAAAAUCACUUCGGAUUGUGUUUGAAAAUUAUAUACUGAGCAUACUAAUUUAAAAAGUGAAUCUGUUGAAUUUUAAAAUGUGUUUCUAGAUUGACCUUGUGUUCUGGAAAUUUGCACUUAAUGGCAUUUGCUUUUCAAAGACGUGUUAUUGUUGUGCUUUGCCUUCUUAUGAGAUGAAAUGUCAAAUAUUGAAUGCCACAUGCUGUCUUAAUAUAGUUCUGUGCUUAAGUGUUUGACAGAAGUUGGUUAUUAAAGACUUAAUGUCUCUUGGGAAUAUUAUUCACAUAACUACAUAGCAUAAAUAGCUGUACUUUUGUGUACUUUAAAAUACCUUAGAGUAUAACUGUGUGAUGCUAUUAUUGCUUCAGUUUUAUCAGAAGAGAAACAAAUUCCAUACUGCACUUUUGUGUAGAUUGGUGUCUUCAUAAAUUGGGGCAAGUUCUGGGCAUCCAGAAGGUGUCAGUACUAAAAGGAAGGGUUUCAUUGUGAUAACCUGUCCUCCCAAAGAACUAUUCCACAGUCGUUGGGACUUUCAUACUCAUGUCAAUCUGUUAGAACUUUAAAAUGAAGGAAAAAUCCUAUUUGAUAAAUAUUAUUAAAAAUCUUUAAACCCUGCAUAUUGAAAUUACUCUAUUUUCAAUUUUACCUUGCCUUUUUAAUUCCUAAUAAUUUUCAAGACAUUAGAAUUCUAGGAUGAUGAAAAAUAUUUAGAUGCCCCACUAAUGUUUAUAUUAAUAGGACUUAAUCUGUACUAGACAUCUAGAAACAGUAAACAAAUAGUGUUUUUAUGCUUCCUAUAUAGUGCGCUUUCCUAUAACCUAGAAUUAAAAACAAAUUAUGACUUUAUGAUAAAAUCACUAAGAAAUAUUGAUAUUUAAAUGCUAUUUUUAAAUGCUAUACUUAAUGUUAUUUAGAUGCUAUAUUUUUCUCAUUUAACUCCAAACCCUAUAAACCAACAAGAAAAAGGAGAUUUUCUUAAUAUAUGAUAACACUCAUACCUAGGGCUUAGAGCUGACUCCUUAUUAUCACCUCAUAGUAGAGAACUAUAUGUAAUAUCACUAACUCCAUAUCUACAGAAUGAAGAAAAAAAUUUCUUCUCUGGUACAAUAAAUUUUAUUCUUAUACA
Bubalus bubalis (water buffalo) is the source of this 3112-nucleotide messenger RNA. It is a transcript of the gene GDA, whose product is annotated as guanine deaminase. NCBI's taxonomy places the organism in Eukaryota, Metazoa, Chordata, Mammalia, Artiodactyla, Bovidae. The coding region runs from base 183 to 1547 and encodes 454 amino acids. Gene Ontology annotation, molecular function: zinc ion binding; guanine deaminase activity. Gene Ontology annotation, biological process: guanine catabolic process. The transcript is spliced from 14 exons. The record is from RefSeq and is a predicted model, not a curated record. Gene Ontology annotation, cellular component: cytosol.